Messenger RNA from Penicillium riverlandense, 1323 nucleotides. RefSeq lists its product as uncharacterized. The transcript is spliced from 4 exons. Gene Ontology annotation, molecular function: FMN binding; oxidoreductase activity. The coding region runs from base 1 to 1323 and encodes 440 amino acids. Lineage: Eukaryota; Fungi; Ascomycota; Eurotiomycetes; Eurotiales; Aspergillaceae. The record is from RefSeq and is a predicted model, not a curated record.
AUGUCUGACCCGAACAACCCUAAUAUCAAGCUGAGAACCACUCCGCAGUGGUCGCUAUACCGGCGUGAUGCGUUUUGGAACGCAAAUCUCGGCGAAUACCCGCUCUUCAACACUGACCCCGCGGAGAUUGAGAAAUUAGCGAAGGAGAAACUAUCGCAGGGAGGAUGGUAUUACUCUUCAUGCAAUGCAGGUCUUUCGUGGACCCACUUAGCGAAUCGCCAAGCAUUUUACCGCCAUCGCAUUGUGCCGCGAACCUUAGUGGACACUAACACCAGGGACACGGCCACCGAGAUCUUCGGCCACAAGGUUUCCGCUCCUAUCGGUUUUGCUCCUAUCGGCAUCAAUCGCAUCUAUCAUGCAACUGGCGAACUCUCUGUGGCAAAGGUUGCAGAAGAGCUGAAUCUGGCCUAUUGCCUUUCUUCUGCCGGCAGCUAUAGCAUUGAGGAUGUUGGCAAAGCUAACGGUAGUGGCCCUCGGUUCUUCCAGCUGUAUCAAAGUCAUGAUGAUGAACAGGCGAUUUCCAUGAUGCAGCGUGCUUGGGACUCUGGUUUUGAUGCCUGCAUGCUGACCACCGAUACCUGGUCCCUCGGAUGGCGCCACAAUGACGUCUUUACUGGCAACUAUGCCUUCUAUCACGAGCAUGGGGCAGGCGACCUUGGCCUUCAAGACCCUGUCUUUCAAAUGCGCUUGAAGGAAGCUGGUAUCGACCCUAAGACGAGCCCGAAAGAGGCUGGUGCCAAGUGGAUCGACGAGAACAUUUGGCAUGGCCGAGCUCAUACAUGGGAAAAGGUCCAGUGGACGAUGGCUCAAUGGAAGAGAAUCAGUGGUAGUAGGCCGUUUUGCUUAAAGGGGAUACAGAGCGCCGAAGCAGCGAAAAAAUGCGUUGAAAUGUUUGCUACUGCUCCUUGCAAUAUUUUGAAUCAUAUUGACUGGGAUAUUAGGGGAAUCGACGGUAUCGUUGUUACAAACCACGCUGGUAGACAGGUUGAUGGCGCCAUCGCGAGUCUUGAUGCUCUGGAAAAAAUUGUUGACGCUGUUGGAGACAAGAUUUACAUCAUGUUCGAUUCUGGUGUGCGCAGCGCCGCCGAUGCAUUCAAAGCCCUUGCGCUUGGGGCCAAGUUCGUAUUCCUAGGGCGCCUCUGGGUAUGGGCACUUAGCAUUGCCGGUGAGCCUGGUGUGCGCCAUGUUAUGAAAAGUUUUCUUGCGGAAUUCGAUAUUCUCAUGGAAGAAGCUGGCUUCCAGUCGAUCGACCAGAUCGACCGGUCCGCCAUUGACAGUCUCCCCAACUCUUCAAACUUGAUUGCCGAGCAUUCCCGCAUUUAA